Anastrepha ludens (Mexican fruit fly) is the source of this 4167-nucleotide messenger RNA. RefSeq names its product IQ and AAA domain-containing protein 1-like. The coding region runs from base 41 to 2668 and encodes 875 amino acids. The record is from RefSeq and is a predicted model, not a curated record. Lineage: Eukaryota; Metazoa; Arthropoda; Insecta; Diptera; Tephritidae. Gene Ontology annotation, molecular function: ATP hydrolysis activity; protein binding; ATP binding. The transcript has 10 exons.
CGUUCUCGUCAAAAUUUUUUGUGUAUUUUAUACUAGAAAAAUGUCAUUUGAUUUUAAUUACAAAUUCUGGAUUGAAACUAAAAAGGAUGUUGAGGAUAUUGUAAAGAGACAAAAUGUGCUGAAGAAGAAGAGCCCCAUUACCAAUCCAUUGGUUACAUAUAGAAUAUUUUCUGAACUAUACGUUUUGUACGUAGAACUUGUUAAUAAGCUGAGCUAUGUCUACAAUUACACAUUUCAAGUACAGAAGCGCGAAGUUGUUAGAUCUUUAGUUCAAUCAGCUGCUCGGCGAUUAAUUGAGUUAAAAAACGAGCUGAAGAACUUGGAACUAAGUGAAUAUGUUUACACUGAUAAAGCUUUAAUUGCUCGAAAAUUGAAUCCAUAUGACUUGGUUAUAUGGCGUUCUCCACAAUUCCUGUAUCGCCGUCCGCCCGAAAUACAAAAUAUUGUGUAUGAAAGGAGAAUUUUUAUGACUGAAGACGAGAAAAUUGAUGCUGAAAUUAAGAGUAAGAUAUUUUUGGGUGGAGCAGUUACCCUAAUACAAGCUCAUGAAAGGGCUAGAAGUGCUCGAGUUUACAAGUCAGCUGUAAAAUAUGAUAAGAACAAACUCAAAGUUAUUCAAAGAAAAAAACCGAAUUAUACCUUUACACAUAAAUUUGACCAACCAAUGAGCAUACCUGUAAAAAGAACAAUGUUUAGCGGAAACUUUGUAAAGCAAAAUGAAGAUUGUCAAUAUUUGCUGCAAGCAGACAAUUUGGUGAGGAAAUUGGAAAAUGAGAUCGACGAAGAUGAGUUUAACAGGCUACGUAAUGAAGCAGCAUUGAAAAUUCAAUUAGCGUGGAGGGCUCACAGAAGUAAGAAAAUACUGAAGAAAAGACAUAUUUUUAAACAAACAUUGUAUGGUAUGAGGACUAAAAAGAAAUUGAUAAAAACAAACCAGUACUUUGACUCCGUUCUCGAAACAUAUAAAAAUGAGCUGUAUAAGAAAAGACUCGAUGAAGAUUUUAUUAGAUUAAUGUCUGAUGAGAGAACUAGGCUAUUGCAAGAAAGGUCUCCCUGGAUAAUGGAGGACAUAUCUGAUCACAUACGUGGAUGGUUUCGGGAAUUCUAUGAUAAAGUUGGUGAUUUUCAUCCGUACCCAGAUGCUUUAAAGUCGGGUACUGUAUUGGUACUGAUAGACGAAACAUUUACUCCUGAGGAAUUCAAGGAAAAGUUGAAUGAAAUGAAUUUGUCUAAAGAGGAGAAGAAAAAAAGAGCUGAGAAAGCUAAACAGCAAAGAAAAAAGGAAAAGGACAAAAUUAGAAAAGAAAAAAUUAAAGAGGCUAAACGGCGUAAAAAAAUGAAGGAGGCGGGCAUUUACGACAUAGCGGAUAAUUUAAAGACUAAUAAAAAUAUAAUAAACAUUGAAAAAACAAUAAAACAAUACUCUAUUGACUGGAAAUUAAUUGAUGAAUAUCUAAAUAAAAAUCAUGAAGCAAUAAAGGAAUGGGUUACAGAGGGAGAGCUGGCAAUUCUGCAUAGGGAGCUAAGAGCUUUGGUAGAUGAAUAUAUGUGCUUGGAAUAUGAGAUGCUACGGAACGCUCUAUGUAUGGACUUAAAAAAAAAAUACAAACCUCAGAGAAAGAAAAAAGUGAAAAGUAAAAAAAGGGGGAAAAAACAAAAAAAAAUUAAAGAUAUAACGGCGGAUCGUUCACUUGAGUCAUUGUAUGAGGAACUGAAGGCUACUGGAAUAAUAGAAAAGUGUGAGAAGAAAACAUUCGAGGCAUUUAUAUCGGAUUUCAAUUUCAUCGCCGAUGACACUCGUGACGAAGAUAAUUUAACUACCUUGGGCCCGGCUAAAGCUGAUAUUAAAAUGGUUGUUCAAGAAUGUAUGCUUGGCUUGGGAGAAUUUGCUGUGGAUAAACCCAAAUCACUUUGUUUGGCAGGACCUUUGAAUAACGGAAAAAAAUUACUUUCACAAAUUAUAGCUUUUGAAACUGAUGCGGUGUUUAUGAAUCUUAGUCCAGAAAAAACCCAGGCUUUUGGCAAUAAAGACUUGAAUUACUUAAUGCAUGUAAUUAUGAAAGUUGCUAAAGCUUUCCAGCCAACUAUAAUUUUCAUACAAGAUGUACACAGAAUAUUUUGGAAAAAGGUCCCAAAAGAUCAAGAAUAUUUAAAUCCUCGAUUACUUCAAAAAGCAAUAUCCACUAAGAUAUUAAAACCAAUAAAAAAAGAGGAUAAGAUAUUGCUUUUGGGUACGACUGACGCCCCUUGGUCUGCAAAACCAAAAAUGAAACGAAUUUUUCAAAAGGUUUUAUUGAUACCUAAAUGUGAUUAUGGCACCAGUUUUUUGCUUUGGCUAGAACUUUUAACAAAUUUCGCUGGCGAAGAUUCCGUCGAUGAUUAUGUUUAUUCUGCACUGGCAAAAGUUUUGCAAAAUUACAACUCUGGCGAUAUAACGGAUAAUGUAGCUGAAACUUUAAAUGUCCGACGGCGCAUGAAAUUGAAAUCAGCACCUUUAAAUCCUUUCGAAUUCAUAGAACAUUUUAUUGGUAGAAAUCCACCAAUAUUCCCUCCUGAAGAGAAGUUACUGGAGAAGUUUCUGAAAUGGUAUCAAAGAGCCAACAAGCUAUGUAUUGUAAGAAGGAAGUUUUUGAAGAAAAAAGAACAAAAAAAUCAGAAGCGAAGAUGAUUUUCAUGCGCACAUAAAUAUAGGUACAUACGGAUAAGUAUGCUACGAUCAAGAAUUAAGUUAUUCAUGUGGUUAAACCCUAUCGCACAGAACUGAUCUUUUCAUGCGAGUUGCGAAACAAAAGCUAAUAAGACUCAUGAACGUCAUAAACGCCAUUUAAAUCUGGCGAAAGCAAAAAAUCAUUCUUACAUAAAUUGAUGGUGGUAUUUCAGCUGAUGAAAGAAGGCAGAUGUACGAAACGAUAUCGCCGUGAAUUUAUCGGUGGCACUCAAUUGGAGGUAAUGAAUAUCAUUUACAUAGGCGAAGAAAACCGAAUGACGCUGGAUGGUCAACUACUACCAAAAUGUGUAAUAUAGAUGUUGACGUGGCUUACUUUCUGCCUAUUGCAACUCUCUUAUUGACUGAAAAAGAUGCACUAAAAAUAGUAGAGAAACCACAGAACACAACCCACAACUCAUUUUUCAAAUUGUAUAUGUACCAUAUAUCCGGGGUGCUAUUGUUAAAGAGUAUGUUGGCCCAUAUUCGAGUUUUAUUUAUGCGAUUGUUGUGGCACACAUUAACAGAACCUACAUCACUCAUCGCCAUGAAAAUCGUCAACGGAGGAAAGUACCAAACUUAUAGAGAAACAUGUUUCAAAUUACUUGAAGGAUUAUAACGCUGACGCAACACUCACUCAGUCAAAGCAAAUACGAGCUCCGUUUGAGAUUAUUUUAACAAUAUGCACACCUUCAAAUCCUAAAGAACUGUGGGAGCCGCAUCGCAUUUGCAAAGCAGGAACGAGCAUCCGAUCCAAAUCAGAAACACUCGCAUGCAAUUUUCAAUUAAGCUCUGACAUUGAUUGAGAACGUGUGCAUAUCAAUCAAUACUAAAGAUCUUUAUCAACUUAGUAUGCCGGCAUCGUUAAGAGAUAGAAACGCCUGCAAAACAGAGACUUGGUGCAAGGACGGUAAUCUGAUGCAAAUGAUGUAACAAAUUUUAUGCUAACGCUAAGUGGACUUUUAAUUGGGUAAAGAUGAACCGAGAUUCGGAAUUCGAUGGAGCUUUCAGGAAUGCAACCGUACAAAUUGACAUCAAAAUUUAGAUCAUCCCCGUGGUGCUAUUACGAAUUUUUAAUCCACAAAAACUGUGGUGGGCACCAGACCGACCAUCAAAAAAUUAAUACAGAAUUUGAUCGAAGCAACAGUCAUUCAACAAUAUGUAAAGUACAUAUAUUUACAUAUAUUAGUCUGUUUGGGCGGCGCAAUGCUCGCAGAGUACUUUUUUUCUAUCAUGUAGUUUUCGAAAUAUCGUUAAUUAACGGUGUUUGAAUAAAGAAAAAACGUUAGAUCAUACUUGGAUAAUCCGUCAACCGAUCCAACCAAGUGAUAUAUAUAAUUUAAGGCAACCAAAUAUUCUGCCUUUAGUUUUCACUUCCAUUAAAAAAAAAAAUUAAGCGUUUUCAAUAUACAUAUGUACUUACAAAGUUAAAAAAAAAUUAAAACUGUAAAAAUAUUAAAAUU